Molecule: messenger RNA, 1300 nt
Organism: Ceraceosorus bombacis
Lineage: Eukaryota; Fungi; Basidiomycota; Exobasidiomycetes; Ceraceosorales; Ceraceosoraceae
Source: the annotation of a GenBank genome assembly
AUGAAGGCGAUUCCGGACCGCCGCGUCACGGAACCCGAGGACACUGCGUUUCUUUGGAAUUCGACGCUGGACAAGGCCCGCCGCUGCCUCUUCACCGAGAUCCACAAUCACAGCAAAAAACCUGUGGGAGUGAGCCACAGCACCUGUAGGACCAAACUUCUGGCGCAAAGCAGCUUUCCUCGGCGACACCCGAGCCGUUGGGGUGGUCAGGCGCGGAAUUCCCGUGUUCAUUCUGUCUGGAGAGCGGGCGGAGCGUGCAAGUCCACCAGCCAUUUGCUCUGCGCAAAGCUCCAAAAGUGAACUGUCUGGUAUUGUUUUUGUUUUCCCCCGUAGGGUGCGCGCCGCAUCUUUUCGUCUUUGCGCUUCAACGCUCUUCGCCAACCCACCACCCUCGCGUCCAGCACCCUCUCCAUCCCGCUGAAGCUUCGCACCUGCCUAUCCCUCCCCUACUUGUCGACGAGAGCUGCUACUUGCCGCUUUGACACUUCUUACGCCUACGUCUGCGUUAUGCGCUACUCAUCGCUUCUCCUUGCUGCCUUGAUGGCCUUGAUUACCCUUGCGACGCAAAAGGUAAUAGCUGUCGAGGCGACGCAGCCAGAGACCAGCGCAGGUUCGGGAUCCGAUGAUUCUCGAUCACGCUUGAGCUACCCUGGCACAGCUCAUCGUGAGUAUUGCGUGAUGGCUUCUUGAAAACGGUAAAGUCUAGUAAUGGAUUCCGGACUAAAUUGUCGAACUUGUGCUGAUUCUUGCCAUGCACAAGCAGGCUACAUCGUCCCCAAUGCAACCGACGAUAAUCCCUUCUGGCUGCUACAAGCCAAAAUAAAGUUUGGCAAAGCUUGCACGCGUAAAGUCGAAGAGAUAGGAGGCAACAUCCUAUUUGAGAACUACGUCAUUAAGAAACGUUGGAGCAAGAAAACGGUUAGGGUUUCGUGUCAAUACGUCCUCGACCUGCCUCCUAUCAGGUGAGUUCGGAGCCUUGAAUCUCUCAAGUCGGCGACAGCGAGGGGUCCAGAUUGCUUCUUGCCCUUGACGAAGCCUGGCGAUCCGAUUGAUGGUGAUCUGGUACCGACAAUUGGGCGCGUUCUUCUUCCUUCCCCUUGCCCGCACUGGCAGAAUCCCAAUCGGGCCUUACGACGUUACCGACGAGGUGAGUGUUCCCGAAUGGCAGCAUCUGUGCGCAGCAUAACGGGCUUCUCAUACAUACUAGAACACCCUCGCUCUGCUGUCUAACGUCGCCCACGUGAAGGUGGCCAAAUCGGUCGGAUGGGCCGAGGCAGAGGCCGUCAUCGACUCAAACUAA